This is a messenger RNA of Cryptomeria japonica (Japanese cedar), 3538 nucleotides long. Its product is annotated as disease resistance protein Roq1. The transcript has 5 exons. Gene Ontology annotation, biological process: signal transduction; defense response. The coding region runs from base 346 to 3465 and encodes 1039 amino acids. Lineage: Eukaryota; Viridiplantae; Streptophyta; Pinopsida; Cupressales; Cupressaceae. Gene Ontology annotation, molecular function: ADP binding. The record is from RefSeq and is a predicted model, not a curated record.
UGAGAUGCCAUCUUUCCUUUUUAAAUUCCAAGAUGCUGCCGUGAAAAUAAGGAAAUGUUUUUUCUUUUGCUUUUGAGAGACGCAAUUACAGCCGCGUGAAAAUAAAGUUGGACAGGACACUUUACUCAUCCCACUUCUGGCUUGGUGCGAAUUCAUCGCAAGGGGUAUUUGCUUUCUAAGAGGCCAUUCCAUCUUUCCUUUUUAAAUUGGCCUCACGAUACUCUUUUGCACUGCAAAAAUCUUUACAAAUACAAAUAUUAGCUGUUGUUGUAUCCUUUCAUCAAAUCCAGCCCACCCUGCUUCAGAAAAGUUUCAUACAUUUUUGUAAUUCCAGUCUUUGCAUUCAUGGCUUCCUCCUCUACAUCGAUUGCAUCUCCUAAGCUAUACGAUGCAUUCAUCAGCCACCGAGGCCCUGAUGUCAAGGAAACCCUCGCCAAGCAACUGUAUCACCAUCUUCAGGAAAGAGGGUGCAGGGCAUUUCUAGACCGUCCAGAGAUACAAGUGGGGGAUUCUAUUCCUUUUGCCAUUCGGAAUGGCAUUUGCUCAUCUCUUGUGCAAAUUGCCAUUUUUUCUCAAGGAUAUGCAACUUCCUCUUGGUGUUUAGACGAGCUUGUUCUUAUGUUGGAACAAAAACCUAACGCCCUGUUUAUACCUGUGUUCUACGAUGUCCAGCCGUGGGAGCUACGCCACAUCGAGAACGAGCAGUCAAAAUAUGCUGCAGCGUUUUCUUAUUAUCGAAGUAAAGGCAGGUAUCUUGAUAAGUUGGAUGAAUGGAGAAAGGCCCUCGAAUCUGCCGCAGACAUAUCUGGUUUUGAACUUAGCCAUAUAGAGCAUCAAGAUAGUUUAUGUCAAAAUAUUGUGUCUCGUGUGCUGCAAGAGGUGCAAGAGAGGAAAAAUAGGAUACCCUUGGAUGUUGCGAAAUAUCCGGUUGCACUGGCUGAACUCGUCGAAGAUUUUGAAAGUUGUUGUUCAGAGACAAGGAGGCACGAGAGACCCAAAACUGUGGACAAGGUGAUGAUAGCAGGGAUCUAUGGACUUGGGGGGUCUGGUAAGACCACCCUGGCAAAAGAAUUGUUUAACAGGAAGCGUUCAGGCUACCAUGCAUCAUCUUUUCUCUCUGAUGUGAGGGAAUCACAUGCCAAUCGUGAAUUGCAGUGCUUGCAAAGUCAACUCUUGAAAGAUCUUUUAAAGAUUGAAGAUCUAAAGAUUAGCAGUGUGCACCAUGGAAUCGGAGAGCUGAAGGAUCUUAUGGGAAGAGCAAGGCAUUUGCAUUUUCUUAUAGUCCUAGAUGAUAUCGAUCAUCAAGACCAGUUAGAUGCCUUGUUACCUCAAGGUAUGCUCAGCUCUAGUAGCCUGAUUAUUAUUACAACCCGUGAUCAAAGUUUGUUAAGAGGUGCAGAUAUCCUUUAUAAGAUGAAGUUGCUGAAUAGGGAUCAUGCUAGAGAUCUCUUCUGUAGUCAUGCUUUCCGCGGACUGGAUCCACCCAUUGCAUAUGAGAGAAUGGUUGAAAGCUUCCUGGAAUUCUGCGGAGAUUUACCCCUCUCGCUUAAAGUUUUGGGCGCCCAUCUUGAUGGUAGGGAUGAGUAUUAUUGGGAGUUAAAAUUGGAAAAAGCUAAGAAAAUCCAGCCUAUGGAUAUAAUGCAAAGUCUUAAAAUUAGCUUUGAUGGUCUGGACCAAGAGGAGAAACAGAUAUUUAUAGAUAUUGCUUGUUUAUUCAAUAAGAAAUGGAUAUCUAUAAAUAAUGUCAUCUUAAUCUGGGAAGCGUCCGGUUGGAAUGCUAAACUUGCUGUUCAAACCCUGCAAGAUAAGUGCCUGGUUCAAGUGGAAAAUCAUAAUCACUUUUACAAUGGUCCCCCGAAUCUUAAAAUGCUCCGUGAUGAUUUCCAGAUCUUUGAAAUGCACGAUCACAUUCGCGAUCUGGGAAGACAAAUGGCAGAUGAGAUGGGGCCUCCUCGGCUGUGGAGACCACAUAUUCUCAGAGAUAUGGAAGAAAAAGGAUUUAAACAAAUCCUAGCAGAAACAAAGGGCAGGUGUUUCCAUUCAUUCAAGGAUUCGUCCCUCAAAAGGAGGAAAAUUGUUUAUUUUAUAGGGAAUUCAAAUGAUUCUGCUAAGUUUGACCUCCUGUGGCUUGAAAUUCACGACGUUGCUGACAAGUUGAAAGACAUUCCUUCAUGGAUUCCUCUACAAAAAUUGCAAUAUUUAUAUGUUGGCAGAGUGGAAGAAAUAUGGAGCACUUUUCAGCAACAGUUGCAGAUCAAUACACAGGCCAGUUUCGAGUUGAGAAAGCUGCAGAUUCUCGAGUAUUCCUCGUCGCAAAAGCUUCCAGGUUUAAGAGGAAUGCUCAGUCAUUUGGAAGAAUUAGAAAUAGACAGCCACUCAAGGAAAACUGAUAUGGCAUCCCUCCUGAAAUCAAUUAAAAAACUUAGUACUCUUAGAUCAUUGAAGUUGAUCUCUGCGAGCGGCUUAUUGUAUGGGUCGACUUUCAAUCUGAGCAAAGUUAGUUUGGAGAAUUCUACAAGCAGCCACAUGACUAGCCUUGAAACCAUAGAAUUUACGGGAUUAAAUUAUAUAUCAGAGUUGCUAAUUAGUGGAAAGGUUUGUCCCAGACUUCGAUCAUUGAGAGUUGCUUGGAUCUAUGAUCUAAAUAAAGUGGACUUAAAGCAGCUAGAGAGACUGAAUACUCUUGAGGUGAGGCACUGUGUCAAAUUGGAAACAAUAUCAGGCUUAUCCUCUCUAACAGGGCUUCAGUCUCUUACAGUGGAGAGAUGUCACAGAUGGGAAACAAUACCAGGUUUAUCCUCUCUAACGGGGCUUCAUCAGUUUAUAGUAGAGGUCUGUGAAGGGUUGAAAUUGUUGCCGAGCCAUGCACAUCUACGUCAUCUGGAGCGACUCUUCAUUAACGGUUGUCAUCAACUGCAGAGUGUGGAAGGUUUUGAAGAGUGGCAAGGAUUGAAAAGUCUAAGAAUUGAAGUGCCAGACAAUGGAUAUGCAUGGGUACAAAAUUGCAUUUAUGGACUGAGGAGGUUGCCAUCAGAGUACAUCUUUUUAAUAGGGAAUUCAGUGGAUAAAGCAGCGUCUAUAUUGGAUGUAAAUUUAUUUUCUGAGCUGAUCGGUGUCCAAGGAGUCACAGAGAUGGAGAGUAGAUCUUAUACAUGGGGAAUGGAACUGGAUAUGAGAAGCUCAUCAAGUGCAAUCACUAUAUAUGUUUUGCUUGUAAAACUUGAUUAUGAUAAUCUCAUGACAUUUGGGAUCACAAAUAUAUUUGGGAAUCAGAUGAAGAUGGUUACAGUGUUACUCCCCCACCAUAAUAGUGAGGGUAUUCAACUACAAGGCAUCAAAAUAAUAAAGGGGUUUAAGGUCAUCGUGAAUGAAGGGGAAGAAAGGAAAGCUUUAAUUUUAAUACAAAGAUUUUUUGACAGAUUAUACAGAGAAGGUAAAAGGAUUGAGGAAGUUAAUUUACUUUGAUUAUUUACUUUUGAAAAGCUUUGUCAUCUUUGCUGUAUUAUUAAGUCUUUAAUUUUUAAUAUUUCAUGAUUAA